Myxocyprinus asiaticus (Chinese sucker) is the source of this 4598-nucleotide messenger RNA. RefSeq names its product nuclear factor 7, ovary-like. Gene Ontology annotation, molecular function: zinc ion binding; protein binding. Bases 250 to 1602 code for a protein of 450 amino acids. The transcript is spliced from 7 exons. The record is from RefSeq and is a predicted model, not a curated record. NCBI's taxonomy places the organism in Eukaryota, Metazoa, Chordata, Actinopteri, Cypriniformes, Catostomidae.
ACACGCACAGAUGAUCAGAAACUACACCCUCAUACAACAUUUACAGUCUUAUUAUUUAUUUCCUGUUAUACUGGCUCUUCUAUUAAUUUUUUGGACAAAAUCGAAACACUUUCUACAAUAAUUUUUGUGAAGUUUGUUUCAGAGUCGACAGCAGAUCUUUGGUGAUUCUGAUGAUUAUUCAUUAUUGAAAGCAACAUUCAGAAAGCGAAAGUAAAGUUCAGAUCGUUGGAGCUUUUAUAAACAGUGAAAAUGGAUUCACUAUCUGUGGAAGAACUUUCUUGUCCCGUGUGCUGUGAAAUCUACAAGAAUCCUGUUGUUCUGUCGUGUAGUCACAGUGUGUGUAAAGAGUGUCUUCAACAGUUCUGGAAAACCAAGAGAACUCAGGAGUGUCCUGUCUGCAGGAGAAGAUCUUCAAGAGAUGAACCUCCUCGUAAUCUGGUGUUGAAGAAUUUAUGUGAGUUGUUUGUGAAGGAGAGAAAUGAGAAGGAGAUCUGCAGUUUACACAGUGAGAAACUCAAACUCUUCUGUCUGGACGAUAAACAGCCGGUGUGUUUAGUGUGCAGAGAUUCAGAGAAACACGUCAAUCAUAAAUUCAGACCCAUCAGUGAAGUUGUUCCAUCUUACAAGGAGGAACUCAAUACAGCGCUGGAGUCUUUACAAGAGAAACUCAAACACAAAGAAAACAUUAAAGGAGAGUUUGAUAAAUCAGUUAAACACAUCAAGACUCAAGCUGAGCACACAGAGCGUCAGAUUAAAGAGGAGUUUAAGAAGCUUCAUGAGUUUCUCCGAGAUGAAGAAGAAGCUACAAUCACUGAACUGAGAGAGGAAGAGGAGCAGAAGAGUCAGAUGAUGAAGAAGAAGCUUGAGGAGAUGAACACACACAUCUCAGCUCUUUCACACACAAUCAAAGACAUGGAGGAAAUGAUGAAAGCCAAUGACGAUGUCUCAUUUCUAAAGAACUUUAAUGUGACAAUGGAAAGAGUCCAGAGCUCACAGCCGGAUCCACAGAUGACUUCUGGAGCUUUCAUUAAUGUGCCACAUUACUUGGGCAACCUGACAUUCAGAGUCUGGAAGAAGAUGCAAGACAUUGUCCACAAGACUCCUGUGAUUCUGGAUCCAAACACUGCACAUCCACUUCUGAUCCUGUCUGAUGAUCUGACCAGUGUGAGAUUCAGCAAGAACAGACAAACAUUACCUGAUAAUCCAGAGAGAUUUGACUGUUAUUCGUGUGUUCUGGGUUCAGAGGGUUUUAACUCAGGAACACACUGCUGGGAUGUGGAGGUUAAAGACAAUAAAGACUGGAUUCUUGGAGUAACUACAGCAUCAAACCAGAGGAAGGGAAGAGUUUUCUUUAACACUGAUGUCUGGAGUGUGGGGUAUAAUAAGAAUGGAUUGUUCACAUGGUUUCCCUCCACUGUGUUUCGUGUCACACAGAAUCUUGAGCGUGUGAGAGUUCAUCUGGAUUAUGAUGGAGGAAAAGUGUCAUUCUCUGAUCCUGUAACUAACACACAUCUACACACAUUCACACACACAUUUACACACACACUCUUGCCAUUCUUCAGGAAUUAUGAUGCCACUCCUCUGAGGAUUUUACCAGUGUAAGACUGUCACAAAAAGUAUCUGCAUCACUUCCGGGAAAGUCAAAGAACUCUGCGAGAACCAACGUCAUAAGACUCUCACACAGAGGAGCAUCUCCACCUGAGAAAACACAUCCCACUGAUUGGGGACCAUAAAACGCAAAUCACACUCACAUCUGCUCUCUCUCUCUCUCUCACCUCAGGUCACCUUAAGGACACCUAAAACUAAGUUAUGACUUAUCCUGUUCUGUAAUGUAAAAGGUUUUCUGAUCAUACAUGUUUGGUAUCAUUCAAGAGGUCUCAGUGCAACUGGUAAAACGGUCUCAUUCCCUUUCAGCAAAGUCAAAUCACAAGUAAGAUUUCAGAACUUAAUAAAAUACAGUAUUCUAUCCGGGGCAUGCCCCUCCCAAGUCUCACACAGAAACCAGAUGCUGUAUGCAGAUUAGUUGUAUUCUUUGUAAACAUCAAACAACUUACUCAAUCAAAGGUUGACUUACAACUCCCUAAAUUAUAAACCAAAUCCUAAAUAACAUCAAACACACACAUCUGAAAUAACAAUGGAAUCGUUUGGUACUUAAGGAAGGAUGGCAGAGAAGCUCGGGGAAUCUGUAAAUCAGAUCUCCCAUGCUUCGUCGUUUGCAUGUAGUUUUUUCACUACCAGGUAAUUGCAAUUUGUAUUUCUUAUGUUUGGUAAAUGUUUGAAUGGAAUACAACUUUAAUUAUAUUAUUAUGCUUGGUUCACUGAUAGCUUUGAGUUUGAUUUAUUAUUUUAAUUGGAUUGUUUGAAUGUAUUACUAUUACCUGGUAAAUAAAUUGUUAUUAAGAUUCAUUCUGAAGGACUGUUUUCUAGUAUAUUUCUUGUUAACUACAAAUCUAUGGUCAGAGUUGGCUUAAUUAAGCUACUUCAGAAGUAACCCAUUAGUUAAGUAUGUAAGAGGCUAAACGGUAAACCGAGAACCUAUUAUAGAACUUAGCCAAGUAGAAUUAAAUGGGAAUACUCAAUGUAGGACCAAGAACCUGUAAAAAAGAACUUAAUUGACUGGGGUUAAACGGUAAACCGAGAACCUAUUAUAGAACUUAGCCAAAUAAGACUAAACGGAUAAAGCCGAGAACCUAUAAGGACUUAGUCUAAAACUUACUAAUAUCUGAAACUGAUGAAUUUGUAGUUAAAGGACCUGUGUCUGACCAGCACAGGACCCAAAUAACAUUGAAAUGACAAAUGCAGUCUAGAAGAGAGAAUUACUAAAAUUCAGAGCAUAGAUACAUCAACGAGGUUUUUCAUAAUUGGAGUCAGAUGAAAUAAAGAAAAGAAUUAAUGAUAAGAUUAAUAAAACAUGGAACUCAAAUCAAAUAAUCAAAGUAUUAUUUAAUGUCGCGCACGAUAAGACAGAACACGCAGGAGACCUUCAGACACGCCAUUGGAUACCGUCGUUGGAUCAGUGGGUGAAUUCCCCCUUACACCAGUAAAAUGUUUGUAACAACAGAAAAUCACAGUAAUAUCUGCAUCUUUUUUUCUUUGAGAUAUUUCAUAUUAAAUAUAUAAAUCAUAACCCAACAUAGACUAAACAACUAACAUUUAAUCAAAUAAGAUUGAGUAUUACCAUCCCACACGACUUCUUAACCAGCUCUUUCAUAGUUCAUAGAAAUCUGUUCAAUUUGAUCAUACUGUAAAAACACUUCAUUUCAACAUUUACUCUCCCCAUCCAGUCUGUUUGUUUGUUUUGUUUUGAUCUGUAUUGUUAAAUAACAACAGAAGGUCACAUGAUGACUUAAAGUUCAUCAAGAGUGAAUCAUCCAGGAGAAAUAAUUAAUACACAUGUAGAGACACGAACACAAAACACCAUCAGAGUAACACAUGUGAUACUAAAAUAAUGCAAUAAACAUCCAAAUAUAACACAGAACUCCCCAAAGUACAUAACUGAUAUUAAAGAAUAAGAAGAAACAUCUCUAUUUCCAUAGAAUAUAAUGAGAUGUGAAGGGUCACGCAGGGAAUUCUGGGAAAGCCCAAUUAUUGUUUUUCACCGUAAUUUUAACAAUAGUUUAGUGUAAAACUACAUGUAUUCUCUUGUUAGAUAUAAUAUACAUUUUUAACAUUAAUUAUACAGUGAAAUCAUAAUUUUACAUCUAAAAUAAAUACAAUAUUUGACUGUAAAUUUUUACUUUUUUAUAUAUGUUAAGGAAACUUCCUGUUAUAAUAUCUUGUGUCGCAAAUAUAGCGUCAAAUUAAGAAAAGUUCAAAACAACUUUAUAAAUAAAAUUUGUUGUCAAUGAGAAAUAUUUGCUGAAAAUGUUCAAUUUGCUGUGAAUAAAUGUAUUUUUAGGGGAAUUUACAAUUUUAUUAAAAAUGUGAAAUUAAUGUUUAAUUUUAUUGUAUUUUCUCUGUAAAAAUUAUUAUUUGUUUUUUACACUGGAAGAUUUUUUUUUUUUAUGGACAUUUUUAAAGAAAUCUCAAGUAUCAUGAGGUUUACCUUCAUUUAAAGGGGAAUGCCUGUUUUAAAUUUGAGUGGAGGUGGUGUAGUGGACUAAAGCACUGAACUGGUAAGCAGAAGGUUGCUGGUUUGAUCCCCACAGACAUCACCAUUGUGUCCUUGAGCUCUUAACUCCAGGUUGCUCCAGGGGGAUUGUCCCUGUAAUAAGUGCACUGUAAGUCACUUUGGAUAAAAGCGUCUGAUAAAUGUAAUGUAAAUGUUUUAUUCUGUAACACAUAUAAUGAGUUAAGAAUGAAAAUGUACAUUUUAUGUGAGUAAAUGUAUUUUAGGGGAAUUGAACACUUUUAUUAAAAAUAAUGAAUGUUUUUAUACUUGAAAUGGAAGAGCUUUAUGAAGUAGAAUCUCUGUACCUCUAGAUUUAUACAGUAUGCUAAAUUGAAAUGGUACAGCUGUCCUACCCUAUUUUUCCUCAUUCUGUUGUGGUCUGCAGGUAAAAGGUGAGUUUCAUGUAGUAUUAAGAUCAUCAAAUGGUUCAGUACUUUGUUACACUUAGUUGGUGAGUUUAGGCGCAUAACAUUUCAGUUUGAGAAAG